UUCACCAACAGGCCGGCCAUCAUCUUCACCAUCAUCAAGCUUCAAUCCUCCAUCAUCGUGGCCAUCGCCAGCCGCUGCUCCUCCGCCCUGCACCAUCGAGCCGCACCUCCACCCUGCCUUCGCGUGUACCAGCAGCAAAAGGCCGCGUCACCAACCAUCACCAUCUUCCAAGUUUCGUCGCCUUCAGGUGAGUUGCUCCCUGCCGUUGCUGAAUCCCGUCGCACGUCAUCAAUCCACCGGCGACCGAGCAGCAAGCCUUCGCCGACGAGAACCUGCAAAUGGCGAGCCAUCAGAUCACAGCACCACCGAGGCUACAUCACCGUCGCCCUUGUUGCUGUCCCAUUUAUUGUGAUCCGUCGAUCAAUCUUGGUUUGGGUCAUCCUCAUUCUGGGCCAACAUGUAGACACGUGCCCUUCCUCCUCCUCCAAGUCUCAACUGGUCAUGUUGGGGUUGUUGCCGUGGUUGUUGGUUCUGUUGCUGACCGCGCUCCGGACAUUGCUUGGUAAAAUGUCCCGGCUUCUUGCAGUAGUAGCAGACCUGUUGACCUGCCAAGCACACUCCUCUAUGAGCCCUGCCACAGUUACCACACUGCGGCGGCCCAUCAGGCAUUUGGCGGAUAGGCUGAACAUUCUGGAUAUGAGGGUGAUCGCCACGUCCGUCUACUCCUCCACGCUUGUUCCGCUGUUGGUCACGUCGAUCAUCUCGCUUCCUCUUGCUCGAGUCUCCAUGACUCGCCACAAGGACCCGGAUAUCUUGUCGAAGUCCGUCCCUGAAUUUACGGGCUUUUCUCUCUUCCGUAUCGACCAUGUGUCGAGCGAAGGCAAUCAACCGGGUAAAAGCCCGAGCAUACUCAUCAACGGAAGUGGUACCCUGUCGGAGAUCAUAGAACUCUCGCUCCUUCUGGUCACGAUAGCUCUUGGGAAUGUACUU
Molecule: messenger RNA, 930 nt
Organism: Striga hermonthica
Lineage: Eukaryota; Viridiplantae; Streptophyta; Magnoliopsida; Lamiales; Orobanchaceae
Source: the annotation of a GenBank genome assembly